Anopheles merus is the source of this 626-nucleotide messenger RNA. It is a transcript of the gene Tim10, whose product is annotated as mitochondrial import inner membrane translocase subunit Tim10. NCBI's taxonomy places the organism in Eukaryota, Metazoa, Arthropoda, Insecta, Diptera, Culicidae. The transcript has 2 exons. Gene Ontology annotation, biological process: protein insertion into mitochondrial inner membrane. Bases 4 to 282 code for a protein of 92 amino acids. Gene Ontology annotation, cellular component: mitochondrial inner membrane. The record is from RefSeq and is a predicted model, not a curated record.
ACCAUGAGCAUGCCCCAGCUGGACGCGGCCCAGCAGGCCAAACUGCAGCUGAUGCAGGAGAUGGAAAUCGAAAUGAUGUCGGAUCUGUACAGCCGCAUGACACAGGCUUGCCACAAAAAGUGUAUCCCACCAAAGUAUGCCGACUCGGAGCUGGGAAAAGGAGAAUCGGUGUGCAUUGACCGGUGUGUGGCAAAGUACCUGGAGGUGCACGAACGCAUCGGCAAGAAGCUGACAGCCAUGUCAGCGCAGGACGAGGAUCUGAAAAAGAAGAUGGGUGUGUAGAAAGGGUGAGCUCGAAGGAAAAGGCACUGUUAGAGUUAAAUCCGUACACGCAUGGUAGCCACCACGUGUGUUGAUUCGUUUUUUUAUUUUUAUUCAAUUAUUGCUUACUAAAUGGUAAGCGAUAUUGGUAGCAGCAGUUUAGGGAGGGCUGGGAACCGCGUAUGUUAGUUUUCAGUUGAUCAUUCGAUGCGCAUUUCGUCGUCAGCCCAUUUCGUCUUAUAUUCAUCUAUUCGGUUUGCUCGUCCGAUGCCACACAGUUGCAGCGUAGAUUACAUUACAUAUGCUCGAAAUCGAUAGACUCGCCAGAGUAGAUGAAUAAAGCAAUGGAUUGACAGAAAGAAAAA